AUGAAGGCAGCUGCUGUGGGAGUCUCAGGCCAGGAUUCCCAGGACCAGCUGAAGCUGCCACGCAUUGUUUGGACCAAUCUUGUCUUCCAGGUUCCCCAGCGUAAGAUCCCAUCCGAAGUGACAACUAGAAAAAACAGGAGGCAAGAGAGAAAUUUAAUAGCAGCAUCCAAACAAGGUUUCAGGAGUGAAGAUGGAAUCAGAAACAAAAAGAACAGGGAAGGAAAAUGGCCUCCCCACUGGACAGGUUGCAGCCAAGAAAAUGCACCAGAAGAUGGACAAGUGUCUACACUACCAGGAUCCCAAGAUAUGAAUCCACCACUUUUGCCAGCCCCAAAGAUCUUGGUCACCUCCGAAAAGCAGCCCCCCCGAAAGAUCUUAGUUGACCUUCGACCCCUCCUGGAGAAUGUCAUCGAUCCUGUGGACUCUUGGCCAAAGAAACCAUUGGAGAAACAGCUGCAGCAGGAGGAGUGUCCUCCUUCCACCUCUGGUGAUUUUGGAGAUGAAGGUUGCUUGGAAGGAGGAGGUGAAGAUCAGGCUCCCGAAACGCCUGCUGGCUUCCCCAAGGAUCGUGGGAUUCCCAGAGUUCAUAUCUUCUUGCCUCCUAUUGGAGCCUCCAAGCUCUACAGGAAGAAGAUCAAGAUCGCCAAAAGAACCACUUGGGCGCCUCCAGGAGGAUCAACACAGCUUCGGAAAAUCACCUUGCCUUCCAUCCAGACUAUCCAACCACAAAUCCAAAUGCCACUUCUCUUCUCCAAGAGUAACCUCCAGAAUCAUGUUCCACUCCAGGAAAAGAGACCAGCAGAACCAGGAGGACCGGGAGCUCCUUGGGAGCCGCCCACGGAUUCCUCCCCGGAUUUUCAACUUCCCACCCAACUGCUUUUGCAAAAGCUGCAGGAAAGGACAACGAGUAGCAACCAUCUGCUGAUCGCAAAAGUCUUGCAUUCCUUGCGGGAAGAGCUGCUGGGGAGCAAUGCAUGUCAGUCAGAUCAAAGGGAAAAACGGAACGACUUCCUGGAGCGUCCUCCGAUUCAGUCCUGGAAAUAUGGCAAAACAGACGUGGGAGAGAAGGCAUUUGAGGUCACUGAUAUGGAGACUGCCAAGAACAGGUUAAUUCGAUUGAUCAGGAAUCGCAACAGCUUUCCUCAAGGUACAGGUGUGUUACAGGUGGCCCCAGGACCUUGA
Pseudonaja textilis is the source of this 1182-nucleotide messenger RNA. RefSeq lists its product as uncharacterized. The record is from RefSeq and is a predicted model, not a curated record. NCBI's taxonomy places the organism in Eukaryota, Metazoa, Chordata, Lepidosauria, Squamata, Elapidae.